Molecule: messenger RNA, 10189 nt
Organism: Myotis daubentonii (Daubenton's bat)
Lineage: Eukaryota; Metazoa; Chordata; Mammalia; Chiroptera; Vespertilionidae
Gene: NECTIN3
Product: nectin cell adhesion molecule 3
Biological process (GO): homophilic cell-cell adhesion; symbiont entry into host cell; heterophilic cell-cell adhesion
Cellular component (GO): adherens junction; apical junction complex
Source: RefSeq, a predicted model, not a curated record
CGGGGGUCGGCUUCCUCUCCCCUCCCGCGCGGGCGGGGUGGUGCGUUCCGAGUUCUCAGGAGUUCGGAGCGGGCGGGUGCCGGGGGGGCGGGGAGUGGCGGCGGCGGCGGGCGGCUCCCGCCUCAGCCUCGGCAGUGGCGUCGGCGACGGCGGUGUCGAGGCAGCCGCGAGCGCUCGGCGCACUGUCAGCCGGCGGCCGAGGCUCAGGAGCUAGGAGUUGGGGAGGCGCGCGCCCGACCUUCCGCCGCCGACGCUGCCGCCGCCGCCCAGAGCCGGAGGCGCUGGGUCCCGGGGAACCGGAGGGGGCGGGCGGGCGAGCGGGCCGGGGGGAGGGUGGGGAAUGGCGCGGACCCCGGGGCCGGCUCCGCUGUGUCCCGGAGGCGGCAAAGCACAACUUUCCCUCGCUUCUCCCCCCGGGGCCGGGCUCCUGCUGCCGCCCCCGACGCCGCCGCCGCUGCUGCUGCUGCUCUUCCCGCUGCUGCUCUUCUCCCGGCUCUGCGGUGCCUUAGCUGGACCAAUUAUUGUGGAGCCACAUGUCACAGCAGUAUGGGGAAAGAAUGUUUCAUUGAAGUGUUUAAUUGAAGUGAAUGAAACUAUAACCCAAAUUUCAUGGGAAAAGGUACAUGGCAAAGGUUCACAGACUGUUGCAGUUCAUCAUCCUCAAUAUGGAUUCUCUGUUCAAGGAGAGUAUCAGGGAAGAGUCUUGUUUAAAAACUAUUCACUUAACGAUGCAACAAUUACCCUGCAUAACAUAGGAUUUUCUGAUUCUGGAAAAUACAUAUGCAAAGCUGUUACAUUCCCACUUGGAAAUGCUCAGUCCUCUACAACCGUAACUGUAUUAGUUGAACCCACUGUGAGCUUGAUAAAAGGGCCAGAUUCUUUAAUUGAUGGAGGAAACGAAACAGUAGCAGCCAUUUGUAUUGCAGCAACUGGGAAACCAGUUGCACAUAUUAACUGGGAAGGCGAUCUUGGUGAAAUGGAAUCCACUACAACUUCCUUUCCAAAUGAAACAGUUACAAUUGUCAGCCAAUACAAGCUGUUUCCAACCAGAUUUGCUCGAGGAAGGCGAAUUACUUGUGUUGUAAAACAUCCAGCCUUGGAAAAGGACAUCCGAUAUUCUUUCAUAUUAGAUAUACAAUAUGCUCCCGAAGUUUCAGUAACUGGCUAUGAUGGAAAUUGGUUUGUAGGAAGAAAAGGUGUUAAUCUCAAGUGUAAUGCUGAUGCAAAUCCACCACCCUUCAAAUCUGUGUGGAGCAGGUUGGAUGGACAAUGGCCUGAUGGCUUAUUGGCUUCAGACAAUACUCUUCAUUUUGUCCAUCCACUGACUUUCAAUUAUUCUGGUGUUUAUGUCUGUAAAGUCACUAAUUCCCUCGGUCAAAGAAGUGAUCAAAAGGUCAUCUACAUUUCAGAUGUUCCGUUUAAGCCCACCUCUUCCAUAGCCAUAGCUGGAGCUGUAAUUGGAGCUGUCCUUGCCCUUCUCAUCAUUGCUGUCUUUGCGACUGUGCUGCUGACUCCUCGAAAAAAGAGACCAUCCUAUCUUGACAAAGUGAUUGACCUUCCACCCACACAUAAACCACCGCCUGUGUAUGAAAAAAGAUCCCCCCCUUUGCCUCAAAAAGACCUUCUAUAUCAGACUGAAUGCUUGCCUUUGCAGAGUCACUUCAAAGGAAGAGAGGUUGGCGGUCUCCAGCCCUCUAAUGGACUAAAUAGCAGGAGAUUUGAGUAUGAAGAUGAGAAUCCAGUGGGGGAAGAUGGGAUUCAGCAGAUGUGCCCUCUCUACAACCAGAUGUGCUACCAAGACCGGAGCCCUGGCAAGCAUCAUAGGAGCAACGAUCCUGAGAGAGUCUACAUCAACCCCCGAGAGCAUUACGUGUGACGGCUCUGCUUCUAGUGGGUGUUCUACCGAAUGUUAUUCCCAGAUUAGGGAGAGAAACCAAGGUCAAUAGUUAUUAUUUUGCUCUCUCUCAUAUAAAACGGUCCCCCUCUAAGUAUCAGAAGUCGUGAUGAAUGACUUGGAGCCAAUGGCGAAUGUCUUUCCUCCAGUAAGACUUCCUUCACCACCAGCUGUGUCUGUGACCUUGACUGCAGCUUUGUGUGUUUCUGUGACGAUGGUGUGAUGAUGUUUAACUACUAACAUCUGGCCUACAGUGGCAUGUUCAUUUUAAAGUAGAGCAUCUGCCUGGGAUGCCAGCAGUGAUUCUCCAGAAAGAAAGGCCCCAGCUGGGAGUGUUAACCUCACUGGGUCUCAGGCAGGCCAGCCUAUUCAUCCGUCAAUCAAACGGGCAGAAAAAGGAGUUCAAGAUCCAUUUCACUAAUUAUUUAGUUGGAAUUUGGCUUUCCCUGAUAUGCUUAAUAUAAUCGCAACACCUGUGUACAAAUAAGAGGCCUGAGGAAAGAGGCAAAAUUUGUUCUUUAUCCACAAAACAACAACAAAGGGCAGUUAAACCUUCCAGCGUGUUGGUUGCUUUUAGACUCUUGCCACAUUGUAAGAGAUGCUCCUUCUUGAUCACUGAGGUCCUGAGGGGCAUAUUUCCUGCCUAGGCUGGGUAUCUGCCUAGUGUUGGUUAGCAGAGUGCUAACCGAGGUCCGUCUCUUGCUCUGUCCCUGUUCCCACACUUCUGUUCUUUACUAGCCAGAUUAGCUUACUUCUCACCUAUUAAAUUCUAAAGACCCUGUUUAAAUGGUGGACAGCCUUGAGCCUUUUCCCUCUUCUGUGGUAUUGUAUAUGACAGGCUCAGCUUUCCCUACUGAAAUCUCCUUCAAACUAAUCCCAUGCACACAGGCCUUUGCCCACUCUGCAUUCUUCAGACUUCAUAUUGUCCAUGUCUUAUCCACCUCAGAAAAGCCUACUGGCAAACCACUGUGAAAUAACUCCUGUUUUGAAAUGACAGGUGGAAAAUUUGAAAACUUAAAAAAAACACAAAAGAGCCACUUCAAUGUGGCAUAUGUGCUGAACCCACAAAUUGUCUUUGAUCCCUCCUCCCCUGCGUUACCUGGUCAACAGCAAGAAUAAAGAGAUGCUAAAACAAAAGCCAGGAAUGUAGUGACCAACAUACCAGUGUAUCCUGCACCACUCUGGUGCCUGUCGAUGUUAGUCUUGAGUUUUCUCACUUCCCUUUGCCAGCUUUUCCUUGCUGAGAUUCAAGGUGGUAAUUAGAGUGGGGUGAGCAGAGGAGGAAGCACAGGUACAAAUGUCGAUCAUCCUCCCUCACAGCACGAGGAAGCAUUGUUUUAUUGUGGGUUCUGGAAGAUUAGAGGUGUGCCACUGAUAUAAAAAAACACACCACUACAGACUUGUCAUCUGUUAGGAAAGAGUGGCAUAGUGCUAUAAAAUAUUACAUAUUUCCAACUUAAGCUUCAAGGGGGCGGGAGAAUGUUAACACAGAUUUCUAAUGAGAUACCAACGAUACCUGGUGAUUCAUGUAGGGCUGGCUCUAGUUUUUGCUCCUGCGUUUGUUUCCUUUCCUUAGUUUCCUUGGUCAGAGAAAUCACCUGGUUGUUUUACAGCAGUAAUACACUACCCCCAUGGCCUGGGUGACCUAUUAUUCUGGGAGGAAAUUCUAACUCAGUGCUUUGGCUAGGUAAUUAGCAAUUUAAAAGUGAUAUGGGAUCAAAGGAUAAAUUCUAAGGCUCCUCACAGCUGUAUCACAGAGCUAGACUUUGCUGCCCUUUGUAGCAAGCUGACACACAAAGGAUAUAUUUGAUUUUAUUGCUUUGCGUGGAAUCCCAUCAGUAAGUUGGUAUAACUAAAGGUACAAGAAUCCCUGCAAUUGUUUUCCAACAGAAACAUGCCUCUGGUCGGAGCUGUUCCUCCCAGGGCAGUGUUUUAUAAAAUCCUGGCUGUUACAGAGGAGGAGAUACUGUGAGGCAUGGCCUCCUUUAGAAAGCUAAAAACGCCCCACACAUGGGGGGUGGUUUCCAUGGUCCUGCAGGGAAGCAGGUUGUUGGAUCAGUGUCUCAGAAGCUCACCUGGGGCCCAGUGGGGAAUGGAGAUGUCUUCAUUUGCACAAGGGAAGGCCAUUUGGAAGCACUGGGUUUGAGGAGCCCUUUGACUUUCUAUAACACCUUCCCUACCAAGAAGAACCCAGUGUUGCAUUUGUAAGAUUCUCAGUGUAGUUAUGGAAAAGGAAUUUCAGCAUGUGGACACCUCCCUCACAGCCAGGCAGUUCAAUAUCCUUUUUGCUUCUCUGUCAGGUAUGGUAUUUCUUUAACAAAUGGUUGAUUUUAUAGCUGCUGGCCCCUUGCAUGGGUCACGUAAGCUGUAUAAUUGCAUCCCAUCUGUUCUCUCCAAAUACUGAGUGGAAUUGAAAGGAGCUUUAAAAGGGUUUGAUCAACCAGCCCCCUCAACCAAAAUAUACCCUCCAAAAUUAGCCUGUCAAUCUCCAAAUUUGGAGCCUAGACUGCUUGACGGUGGCUAUCUAAAAUUGGAAGUUAGACUCUUAAAGGUCGGUAAGUGAGGCUUAGGGAUGUAAGCCACAGCUGAUACUGGAGACUCUCCUGGUUUUACUAAAACACACUGAAACAGAAAUGAAUCCCAGAGCACUUACCCACUUAUGGUGCAACUCUGCAUUUCAAGGGGGAGUAUGUGUGUCCAUUUUAAACACACAGCUUUCGUUGCCUGUCGUGUGGGCCGCCCAGGCUCCAGGAGUGUGCCCUGUUGCUACCGUAGCAGAUAACCAGUUCUGUGCAGGUCACACUAAAAUAAAGCAGCUGUGCCACAUAGGAUUGGUCCACGUAAUGAGAUAAGAAUUUAGAUUACAUCUUUAAUGGUGAUUUGCUCUGUCUCCUAUAAGGGUCCCCUAUCCCUGACCUUCGUAUGCGUUCUAGCUUUGAAGAAGUGCAUGCUCUUUGGGGCACAUAAUGUAAAAGUCUUACCUGUGCCAGGCUUCCCUGUGACAUGCCUAUAGUAGAUACUAAAGAAAGGUGCUGCAAACUGCAUUAACAGGUGCCCUCAUUAAUUUUUAUGGCCUUGUUUACUCAUAAGGAUGGUGCAGUUUGUCCAUCUUUCAGAAUGAUUGCCUAAGUCCUCUUUAACAGUAGUCUAAAAUUUACUAUUUGUUUCUCAUUGUGCAGUCUUUCCCUGCACUGUGCUGGUCUCCUAGUGCCAUUCUUUACAUACAAUAGAGCCUUCCCCUCAAACCUUUUACUUCCUGGGGACAUAGAGGAUAGACCUUUAUACCAAGAAUCAAAAGAACAGGUUCUACUCCAAGCUUCGCCCUUUCUUAGCCAUGGAAAUUUAGACAAGUCACUUAACAAGUCCAGGGCAUCAGUUGCCAAUGGCCAUAAAGCAGAGAUUAUAACACCUUCCCUAUCAGCAAUAUGGUGAGACUUAUAACAAUGGAUGGAAUAUUGUAAGUUCUCUUCAAAUGAAAAUGCCUAUGUCUCUAUUAUUGUUGCAUGUUGAACCUUUGCAGCAUUUUGAAUACCAUAGUGUCCGCAGGGAGAACCAAGUGGCAAAUGAAAAUUUCAGACCUGAUUUGAAUAUAAGGAAGACAUUCCUUUUACUAUAAUAAAUGUCAUAUAGAAAACUUGAUACCUAGAUUUUAGCCUUUCAGGCUUUGCCUAGAAUUGAAAGUACAUGUUACCAUGACCAGUAGUUGCUCUUGUUUUUCAAAUUACUACUAAUGACAGCUACCAUUACUGAGUGCGUAGCGUGGACUGGAUUCUAGGGCAAGAACCUUGCAUGAAUCAUCUCACUGAUUAGAACCAAACUCCUGUUUUCUUCCCUUUCCAGCAGUCCCUGUGGGGACAGAAAGGCUCACACUCCCAUACUGCACUCCCACGGAUCAUGCCUAUCGUUGGUAUUCUUUCAAAUCUAUUUUUGGGGAAUGGUGUUAGAGAAGAGGUUUUCUUGAAAAAUUUAAAGCAGAGUUAUAAGAGGAAACAUGGACAAAACCAUAGAAAUGUUUAUUAAGAUGACAGCAAGAAUAUACACACACACUCAUUUUUAGUUUUUGAACAUCUCAAAAUGCUCAGACCCAUUAGAUUAACCAUAGCAGCAAAAAUAACCAGUCUUAUAAAUAAUUAAAACCACUCCAUUUCAGUAGGUUCAGUUUUAGUGGCACAAACUUCUAACACCUCUUGCUCAACUUAGUUCAUUGCUCUGUUUAGUUUGUUUCACCUUCAUUGCACUCCCAGGAGUGGUGGCGCUCUUACACUGGACAGCAAGAAUGAGAGCUGGCUUUGGUGGAAAGCCAGAAGAAGAGGAGGGGUGUGAAGUAGAAAUGUCAUAGUUCUGUGCUUCUCUUGUUCCUGUGCUUAACUAACAAGGUCUUUUGUCCUUGGCCUGUUUGCAGAUCUUAUAAGAGAACCAGGGACUUCCAGUUCUUCUGUUAACUAAAAACUGCCUUUUGCAAGCCCAUUCAGCUGUAGAUAUGACUGGAUUAAUCUUAUGGCACUUGAAAAGGCAUUUGUAUUUCCUCAUUUAAAGAAAAUUGUUGUAAGCUAGACUUGGCCAACUUGGCCACUUGCAAUUAUUUGCUUUUAGUGGCCUUUAGUAAGUAGAGGUGGGUGAGGGCUGUAGAUAUUCUUCCCCCAAACCUUACACCGACAUGAGGUUUUAGACCAAAUUUUGCAUCAUCCAUGUUUAUACGUAAGCAGGCACUAGAAUGGACAUCCUGUAACAGUCAACCUGUCCUGUAAGCUUGAAAAAGUCCCAACUCUGUUCUAUUAAGGAAUCCAAUAAUAUCUUAAAUAAAAGGGUUAUUAGAAAUGAAUCCAGUAAUAUUGACUCAGUGUUAGGCACCCAAUUCUGUUUAAAUUCUAGACACAGAAUCUAGGGGUCCCAGGGCUAGUGGGCUUGCUAGAGUCUCCUACCUGUCAAGGAAGGGCUGGAGUGCCCUACAGUAUUUGGGUCAAUCCAUGUACCUUUAACACCACCAAUUUGACCAUUGAAAAUGAUUACUCAUUAACAAAACCUAUUGUGUAGACUCUAGAGCUACAGAUAAAGCUCUUGUAUUAGCCUCUGAAGUGACUAGAGCAGGGGUGGGGUAUGUCUGGCCAUGCUAAGGCAUUAGGGGUGAGUUAAUUAAAUGUUUGACCAAAUAUAGCAGGUUAAUUUUCAAGUUGAUAAUGUUAUAAGGCCUGCAGAUGAUGUUAUAAAUAUCCAAAUGACCACUGGCAAAAAAAAAAAAAAAUUUCCCACCCCAGGACUAGAAUUUUCAAAUGCUAUAUAACAACUUUUGGAGGGUGUGUUUCCAACUCGGGAUACUUCAAAGGUUAAAUAACUACUCCUUUAUUAAGACUAAUUAACAUAUGCCCACAUAAUUAAAAUGCAUGGAAUGGAACAAUUUGUUAAGGAUUCCUCACACUAGGCUGAGGUAGAUGUAUUCACUGCUGUAAAGUCAGCCACCUGCUGAGUAGACUGUCACUGGCAUUUCUCCUUAGUGACAGCCUUUUCCUUCUUAGGGGUUUGUGUGUGUGGUAUGUGAGAGGGAAAAAAGGACUACUUAACAUUCGCAACUGAAUAAAAAUUUGCUAUUCAUGUAUACAAGAGAACCCUUACAUGUGCAAACAUCUCACUAUUUCAAGCCCAUUUUAUUAUAUUUGUUUUAACAUCUCUAAAAAAUGGUUAGAGGAAAAGGGAGGCCAUAUUUACCUUGACAGCCAACAUAUCUAAAACAUCAGGAUUUUUUUUUUACUCUAUUUCCAAUAUUAAGAUAGUUAUUUUCUUCUUAAAUUGCAAUUGUGGAGAGAAUGUCAAAAAUUCAGACCAUACUAAGCACCUUUUUAUCAGACGUUAUCGAUUGAGACCAUGAUUUGGAAUUGCCUUCUGUAUCUCAGGGGGGAGAGAAACCACCAGUGACAAUUAAAGCGUUCUUCAUUCUAUAGGCUGAGAAAAUUCCCUUCCAUGGGUUCAUUCUCCAGAAUAUUCUAAUCCCUUUGGGGGAGUUUAAGGCCAUGAUCUGUAUCAAAUUACAUAUCUCCCUGCACCAACAUGUGCUAGUUACAGUCUGUAUCCUGUGGCUGUGAGCUGUAGGGAUAAAUGCCUCAAUUUCAGGGGAACAGAGGUUGUGACUAUUUAUGGCCAAUGGUAACAUCUCCAUGAAUUGAAAGUGGGGACGGCCCUGCCCUCUAAGUGUUCACACUCUGUAGCUGUGUCCUUUACAGUUGCCACUUGCAAGCGUUUUACACAGGAGUCAUGUCAGUUGGACCCAAGGAGAUAUACUCUCGGACUUUACAUUAUUAUUGGGUUAUAACUGCUGUCCCAAACUAUUUUCAAUGAACAGAAAGCAGCAGUCAGAGAUACUCCCGUCUUUCCACCAAUAGCCGCCCUCUUGGGUUUUUCUCCAGCCCUACCAUUAAAGACUUUAUGACAGGUUCCCUGUGGCCUAAAUGGGGUGUAUUUAUUACCAUGGCCUGGGAUUUAACUGUGAAAGUCGAUUAGAGGAGAUCUUGAGGGAAGCCUUCCUGGGAAUCCAGAACAUUGGAUUUUCUACACUGCUUUGGAACUGUGGCCUCUCCCGCUACAAAAUAUGCCUGACAGUCACGAGGAGAUGUUUUAUGUGUCCCCUCCAGAGGUCAGGAAUGUACUUCAAACACAAACACUGUCCCUUAAUAGCUCACAGAGGAUUUAUGAUGCCCAGAAUUGCACAUGAGUUUCCAAGUGAACGGGUUCCCUUGUUUUGGUUUUCUUUCUAACAAUCACCAGUAUUUUUUUAAAUCUACCCUAACACAACUAAGUUAAAUUCCUCUCUUACGCUAUGUUGAUGGCUCAGCAUCCAUCAUGUUUUAACUAUAGGCAGCAGUAUUUUGCACUAAAUGCACCAGAUUGCCCUUGCCCACACUGUGGCUUACGUAUGCCUUUGCGUUUUCACAUGGCCUUAUGAGGAAUUAGUACAUAUAUUCCCAUCAACUGAGCACUUUAAUACCCAGAAGCGCAUUUGUCAUCUUAGGUUUCAUUGUGUAUUUGAAAUUCCAAGUCUUUUGUAAAAAAUGUUAAGUAGCUGGUAUUGCUACUGGAUCCUGGAUUAUUCCACUUGUCCAUCCAGAAAAGUUCCUGUUUAUCCUCUCCCUUCUGUUUCUAUUUCUAAGCCAGUGCUCUAAGACAUAACAUCUGCUCCAGCCUGUUCACUCUCCAUGUGGUCUUAACCUCUUCUUUACCUCUCAGUUUCACUCCUGGGAGUUAGCGCACUCUACCUCAUAGGAGUUUUAUGGAGGGAAAAAGAAGGUGUUUAAUGAUUGUCUUCAAGAGAGAACUUACUUUUAAAGUGAUUUUAUAAAAAUACAAAACAAAACAAAAAAACCUUGGCUUAGAAAUGAGAAACUCUAUAGCUAUUGUAUUUUUUACUAUUCCUGUAUUGCUAUUUUUAUUUCUGAAAAGCAAUUUCUGUCUGAAUAGAGUCUCUGGUUCUAACUUUCUGCCUAUUAACCCUUUCACACUGAAAUUGUUCUCUCUACCUUAUGCACACUCUGAAGGAUUUACUUACAAAGCCAAAACUAACUCUCCCACAACAAAUCCAUGUACUUUUGCUUCCAUUGUUAAACAAAUGAAUGUCGUCUGUAAAGAUGCAUCUGGCUCUGGAAACAAGAAGCCAGAAGCUAAUGAGGUCUCACUCUUGCCCUGGCAAAAUCUCACCCUGUGCCUUGGUUCUUCCCAUAUUAACAAGGGGUUAGUUCUGUAAUAUCACAGCACCUAGGUAUUGUGAGUCCUAACUAAUAAAUGUUGAAACACAUUUUGCCAAUGCCCAGUACUGUAUGAAUGUGUUGCAAAAAAUCGGGAGAGUCUUUAGGUAGAGUGUUCUAGUGUAGCACAAUUAAAAAAAAAAAAAAAAAAAAAGGAGAAGAAGACUAAUCCACUUAUUUUCAAAAGAAAUGUUUUACUAAUAUGUUCUUUUUUUUAGUGAAAAUUAGUUUCUAGUAAUUUAAUCUAUUUUUCUCUUGAUGUAUAGGAGGAAAUCAAUAGUAUAUAUUAUUGCUUGUCAGAAAAUACCCAAAUUGUAUUUUAAGUGUUAAAACUGAAGGGGUUGCCUAACAGUGUAGUGUCAUAAGGAGGAGGAUUCUAGCUCAAUUGUUGCAAAUAUAGAAAUAGAAAGGUUACCUUUGAUUCUGAAGAUUGCAUUAUAAAUAGUAGAUGUUAAUGUGGUGGUUUUUAGAUAUUCUUUAUUUUUAAGUCACCAAAAAUUGCCUUUUAUUUUUACAGUUUUGAACUCUAUGGUUCUUGACAUAUUUUGAAUAAAGUUUUUAUCAA